ACUCUUCCCAGCAAGGAGAUGAUGCUCAAGAUACUGGUCAUGUUUGUCGUUGGAACGAGCCGCUGGCCCUGUGCAGGUUUCCCGGUGUAUGACUACGACCUGUCCUCGCUGCGGGCCGCCCUGGGUGCCUCGGUGGCGGAGGUGAACUCGCGGGCGCUGGGCCCCUACCUGUUCCGGGCCACCCGAAGCGCCGUCAGAAGAGUUCAUGUCCUGGAGGAGAGCGGCGUGAGCAUGGACCUAGAGUUCAGCAUCCGCGAGACCACGUGCAGGAGGGGUUCUGGAGAAGACCCCACAACCUGUGACUUCCAAAGAGGCUACUACGUGCCGACAGCCUCUUGCAGAAGCACAGUGCGGAUGUCUGCCCAGCAGGUGCAGGACGUGUGGGUUCGCUGCCGCUGGUCCUCCAGCUCCGAGUCUGACAGCAGCGAAGAGAUGAUUUUUGGGGGUAUCUUAGGAUCCUCUACAUGGAGAAACAAUUAUCUACUUGGUCUCGGCCCUGAGAAACCCCGAAGCCAACCGUUUUACGAGCGGUCACUUGCCUUCACAGGCGUCCUGUGA
Molossus molossus (Pallas's mastiff bat) is the source of this 558-nucleotide messenger RNA. It is a transcript of the gene SPP2, whose product is annotated as secreted phosphoprotein 2. Bases 19 to 558 code for a protein of 179 amino acids. Gene Ontology annotation, cellular component: extracellular region. Gene Ontology annotation, biological process: bone remodeling. Lineage: Eukaryota; Metazoa; Chordata; Mammalia; Chiroptera; Molossidae. The record is from RefSeq and is a predicted model, not a curated record. The transcript is spliced from 7 exons.